CAGCUGUAGGUUCGGCCAAAAAAAGGGGGGGAUUUGGGUUUUAGUCAAAAUCCUGUUUGGCGUGAUUUCAAUGGCAGAGAUCGGAAUACCGCUGCUGGAGAAAGUAUACUAUGAGAAUUGCCCUGGUUGUAGGCAAGAUCAGAUCAAUGAAAAACGGCGCGGAAUCCCUUUCAAGGAAUUCUUCUAUAUUUGGAUCGUGAUUCUUUGCACCGCAUUGCCAAUAUCUUCCCUAUUUCCAUUCCUAUAUUUCAUGAUAAGAGACUUUCAUAUUGCCAAAAGUGAACAGGAUAUCGGCUUUUAUGCAGGUUACGUAGGAUCCGCUUUCAUGAUCGGAAGAGCUUUAACUUCUAUCUUGGGGGGAAUAAUAGCAGAUCGUUGUGGACGAAAACCUGUUAUAAUUAUUGGCACUGUUUCAGUGGUUGUGUUUAACACUCUCUUUGGCCUAAGUACAAGCUUUUGGAUGGCAAUUUCAAUGAGGUUUCUUCUUGGAUGUUUCAAUGGUCUACUUGGUCCAAUAAAGUGUAUCCAGGCAUAUGCUUCGGAAGUUUGUCGAAAAGAAUAUCAAGCUUUGGCAUUAUCAAUUGUUAGUACAGCGGGGGGAAUUGGAUUGAUUAUUGGCCCAGCUCUUGGAGGUUUCUUAGCACAGCCGGCAGAGAAAUAUCCAAAUAUAUUUUCCAAGAAGUCUUUGUUUGGGAGGUUUCCUUACUUCUUACCAUGCCUUUGCAUAUCGCUUUUCGCAUUAGUUGUUUCCAUUGCUUGCUAUUGGAUUCCAGAAACAUUGCACAAACACAAUAAUAAAGUCCAAGAAAGAAGCAACUCAUUUGAUGCCCUGGAAGCUUCCUUAAAUAAUUAUGAUUUGAAAGAAACCAUUGAAGAAACUAAAGGAAGAGGGUUAGUUUCAAAUGGAAGCCUUUUGAAGAAUUGGCCCUUAAUAUCAUCUAUCAUUGUAUAUUGUGUUUUCUCUCUUCAUGAUAUGGCUUACUCAGAGAUAUUUUCACUAUGGGCAAUAAGCGAUAGAAAGUAUGGAGGUUUGAGCUUUUCAUCAGAGAAUGUUGGUGAGGUGCUUGCAAUCUCAGGCUUCUGUCUAUUGAUAUUUCAACUUUUUCUAUAUUCGGUGGUUGAGAAGAUUCUUGGACCCAUCAUGCUAUCCCGUAUUGCAGCAAUUUUGUCAAUACCAUUGUUGUCGAUUUACCCCUUCAUAGCUAUGCUAUCAGGGUUCAGCCUUACAUUGUUAAUUAAUUGCGCAUCUGUAUUGAAGAAUGUUCUCUCUGUGACCGUUAUCACUGGAAUGUUCCUUUUGCAAAACAACGCUGUGCCCCAGCACCAAAGAGGAGCUGCAAAUGGCAUUUCUAUUACUGCAAUGUCUAUUUUCAAGACAAUGGGUCCUGCAGGAGGAGGUGCCUUGUUUGCAUGGGCACAAAAGCGUCAAAAUGCUUCCUUCCUACCAGGUGAUCAAAUAGUCUUCUUUCUGUUAAUCGUGGUCGAGUUCAUUGGAGUGAUCCUGACCUUCAAACCCUUUCUAACUACACCCAACACCUAGUCUGCAGGACAAAUUCAAAGUGAGAUUAAAGGCCACGAUUAGAUUCUAUAACUCGGGCCCAUUUUUUCUC
This is a messenger RNA of Magnolia sinica, 1610 nucleotides long. RefSeq names its product protein ZINC INDUCED FACILITATOR-LIKE 1-like. The coding region runs from base 71 to 1540 and encodes 489 amino acids. Lineage: Eukaryota; Viridiplantae; Streptophyta; Magnoliopsida; Magnoliales; Magnoliaceae. Gene Ontology annotation, biological process: transmembrane transport. Gene Ontology annotation, molecular function: transmembrane transporter activity. The transcript has 17 exons. The record is from RefSeq and is a predicted model, not a curated record.